AUGUUUAACGGAAUGGAUUUGUACACUGUGAGCGUGUCGGCGCCGGGGAAGGUGAUACUGCACGGGGAACAUUCGGUGGUAUACGGGAAGACUGCGAUAGCUGUAAGCCUCGGCCUGAGAAGUUCCAUCGUUGUCAAGGAGGUUCAUAACAAUGGAGAUCCAACUGUUAACAUCCACCUGCCAUGCGUCGAUCUCCAAGAAACCCUACCGCUAAAACCCAUGGUGCAAGCUCUCUUCAACCCUCAACUCAGUCCCAACAUCACCGGCAAAUUUUCAUGGCGGCUCCCCGACAAAUUGAAUCACGACAAGCAUCUUCGGAAAGUGGAAGAUCUGCUGCACAUCAUCAAACCAAACUUCGACACGCUGCAGAACAACCAGAAGAACUCUUUAAGAAGUUUCUUGUAUCUAUUCUCGGGGAUUUACGGCAGCACGCAUCUUCCCGUGAAAUCUAUGAAUAUAUCUAUGGGCUCGGAGCUUACCAUUGGUGCUGGGACGGGCAGUUCUGCGUCUUUCGCGGUCUGCCUCGCAGGUGCUCUCAUCAGGCUUAUGAAGUUAAAGAGUGCCAGCUACGACUCCUAUUACGACCAGAGUGAUGACUUCUCUAUGACCGAGAAGGAGAUUAUAUCUGAAUGGGCGUUCAAUUGCGAGAGGAUCAUGCAUGGAUCUCCUUCUGGUAUAGACAACGCGACGUGCACCUUCGGCUCUAUGGUAUCGUUCAAAAAAGGCGGGAAACCGCGCGUCCUGAACAUAAGAUUGAAUCUGCGGGUGCUGCUGGUGGACUCGCGAGUGUCGCGGGAGACCCGGUCGCUGGUGGUGCGGGUGGCUGCGCUCCGGCAGCGGAAUAUGGCUGCCGUAGACCAUAUCAUGGAGGCGUGUGAUCAUUUGGCACAUACUGCUACACAGGUUUUGGAAAAAAUCUCCAGUGGCAAGUGUGAAUCGGACACCGAGUCCGACUAUCAACAUUUAGCGGAGCUGUGGGAGAUGAAUCACUGCCUGCUGGCGGCGCUGGGCGUGUCGCACCCCGCGCUAGAGACGAUACGCGCCGCAGCGAGGGAACGGGCACUCGCCUGCAAGCUCACCGGCGCGGGCGGAGGCGGAUACGCUAUGGUACUCAUCCCUCCUUCCACUCCUCGGUCGAUCGUGGACUCCCUAGCUGGUCAGCUACUCGAACACGGCUUCAGAGUCACGGAGACUCGGCUGGGGGGUCCAGGGAUCACGCUCGAGAUGUGACCCUCGCGUGACCCCGACGCGACCCCCCCUCGUGACGCGGACAAAUCUCCGGGAGACACUUCAAUGACGAGUAUAGUGCCAGUGGUUCUAAAUGUGACCCCCAACGUGGCCCAACCUCGAGAGACCCCCGGGUUUAAUCACAAACGCCGCCGUCUUAGCUAGCAUCCGAUGUGUAUUUUAAAAUUAACUCGAAUUAUGUGUGAAUGAAACAAUGUAUGAUAUUUGAAUGACACAGUGCUCGGUGUAAUGACAAUCAUAGGAAAAGUUACCUAAUUAUAAAUUAGGUAUAAUAUAAACGGACGAUGUUGCAAUAUGAACUUUAUGUUAAUAUUAUUUAAGUGUUUUUUUAUUGUACAUCAUAAUAACUAUGAUGAUUUAGUAUUGGAUUAUCAACGAAUUUUAUAAAUCGUAAUUGUUAGGUUAUGGGCCCAGUGUAAUUGUAUUUAUCUGUCUGUACGAAUGGUUCGCUGUAACGUGAGGGAUUAACCAAUUCCAGAUGUCAUAGACAAUAAACUCUGAUGUACCAAAAAAUCCAAUGACAAUAAAAAAAGGGGUACUGUGAAAAGAGUGCAUACAUCCAAAUUGUAAAGAGGAUAUUACAUUAUCAAUUAUACCUGAUGAAAUUUAUCCUGCUUUAUAAUACAGGAUUAUCAUAUUUUUUUAUGUUUAACACUCUUUCUCGCUACUUUAUUAAAAUGCAAUACAAAGUAUAUUAUUACUCAAUAAAUAUGAUCAAUUAUUUUGAUUUAUGUAUUGAAUCAAUUUAGUUGUUUGCAGAAUACAGGUAUAUACAGUAUUAAAUAUAAUGUUCAGUAUAUUCAGCCUGUAUACAGACGUGCAAAUUUUUAUAUAUUAUUAUAUUUAUGUCAUUCUAAUUAUUCAAUAAAUAAAUUGAUAUUUCAUCGGAAUUACUGACACAU
Achroia grisella is the source of this 2150-nucleotide messenger RNA. RefSeq lists its product as uncharacterized. Gene Ontology annotation, biological process: cholesterol biosynthetic process; isoprenoid biosynthetic process. Lineage: Eukaryota; Metazoa; Arthropoda; Insecta; Lepidoptera; Pyralidae. The record is from RefSeq and is a predicted model, not a curated record. The transcript has 6 exons. The coding region runs from base 1 to 1230 and encodes 409 amino acids. Gene Ontology annotation, cellular component: cytoplasm. Gene Ontology annotation, molecular function: ATP binding; mevalonate kinase activity.